CCACAACCUCUCUGGGCAGCCUGGACCAGGGCUCCCUCACAGGCAAGAAGUCUUCUCACGUUGAGGUGGAACUUCCUAUGUUCUAGUUUCAACCCAUUAUUCCUUGUACUGUUACUGGGCACCGCUGAAAAGAUCUUGGCCUCUUCCUCUUGACACCCACUCCCCAGAUAUUUACAGACAUUCAGAAGAUCCCACCUCAGCCUUCUUUUCUCAAGACUCAACAGCCCCAGUUCUCUCAAACUUAACCCAUUUCUUCAUCAGUUUCUUCAGAUGGACAACCUGUUUUCAGCUGCAGCUGGGCAAGGUAAUUUCUGUUAAAUCAACGAGGUUUAGAGGUUGUUUGGCUGCAGAAGCCAAGUGUGUGACUCAGAACACCCCCUGAGUAAUACUGCUGCUAGCCCGGGAGCAGAGGAAAGGGUGAAGAAAUCCACAAAGCCAUCAGUCAUGUCUGGCUGCCUGGCAGACUGCACCAUGGCAGCCUCUUCCACAUGUCUCUCUCCCAGAGUGAUUUCUGUUUCACUGGAUUCUGGAUUUGCUCCAGGAGCCACUGUUAAAAGUUUCUACCAGAUCACUUCAAAGGUGAGAAGCAUCAAUGGCAACAAAGGAAACACCAUAGAGAAGCUUGGAAAGCAAGAACACCAGCAAGGACUGGAGUAAGGAAGGUCACCCGUGAGAGCAGCAACAUGGAUCAGUAACACAAGCACCAUGGCUUCAUUUCCUGUCCUCAAGCAAGAGACCUUGUUCCAGAACGGUACCUGGAGCUAUCGGAUCCCAGCCCUGCUGUACCUGCCACGCUUUGGCAUCAUCCUGGCCUUCGCUGAGGAGCGGGAGGAUUUGGUGGAUGAACACGCCAAGCUCAUCGCCCUGCGCAGAGGUGUCUACCACCCCACCACCCACCACCUCCAGUGGCACAGCAUGGAGACCAUUGCCAGUGCACAGCUGAAAGGCCACCGAUCCAUGAACCCCUGUCCUGUUUUUGAUGAGGUCUCAGGGAAACUGAUCCUGUUCUUCAUAGCUGUCCCAGGAAAGAUCUCUGAGCAACAUCAGCUCAGGACAAAGAUCAACCUAGUACGUCUCUGCUACGUCACCAGCAUGGACCAAGGACGCACCUGGAGCGCUGCCCAUGAUGUCACUGAUGACACCAUCAGCACGGAGUACAAGAACUGGGCCACUUUCGCUGUGGGGCCAGGCCACGGAUUGCAGUUGCUCAACGAGGCCCGCAGCCUUGUGAUUCCUGCCUAUGCCUACCGCAUCUUGGACCCUGAGAAACACCCCACUCCUCACGCCUUCUGCUUCAUCAGCUCUGACCACGGCACAACGUGGGAGAUGGGGAACUUUGUGGGGGAGGAGAGUGCGGUGGAAUGCCAGGUAGCAGAGGUGCACACCUGUGGCAGGAGGGUCCUCUACUGCAAUGCCAGGAGCAGCAAGGGAGCCCGAAUCCAGGCAGUCAGCUACAACCAUGGGGUGGACUUUGAGGGAGGCCAGUGGGUUGAAACACUGGUAGAACCUCCUUCUGGAUGUCAUGGAAGUGUUACUGCCUUCCCACCUCCCAUGGAUGCCAGGUGCCAAGACAGUUGGUUACUCUACGCUCACCCUACAGACCCGAAGGGUCGAAAAGAUUUAGGAAUUUACCUCAACAAAAGCCCUUUGAAUCCAAAGCACUGGACAGAACCAAGCAUCCUCUUCAAGGGCCUGUGUGCUUAUUCAGAUCUGCAGUACAUGGGGGUUGGGCCAGAUGGCUCACCCUUGUUCUCCUGCCUCUUUGAAUAUGGGACCCACCAACAGUGUGAAGAGAUCAUCUUUGUGAUGUUCACUUUGAAGCAAGCCUUUCCAGCAGAGCACUGAGUGUCCAGCCUUUCUAUCAACGUCCCUCUUGCUUCUGCUGAUUCUCACCUUUUCACUGUCACUUCUCAUCCUUUAGCAAAAGGGGUUUUUUUGUACUUCUCCCAUGCCCUUGGUUUGGUGUUGGCUUUUGACGUCUAUGGAUAAAGUCCAUUAAACAUACUAACAGUGA
Messenger RNA from Calypte anna (Anna's hummingbird), 2014 nucleotides. RefSeq names its product neuraminidase 2 (gene NEU2). The coding region runs from base 706 to 1845 and encodes 379 amino acids. Gene Ontology annotation, molecular function: exo-alpha-sialidase activity. Lineage: Eukaryota; Metazoa; Chordata; Aves; Apodiformes; Trochilidae. Gene Ontology annotation, cellular component: cytoplasm; membrane; lysosome. The record is from RefSeq and is a predicted model, not a curated record. Gene Ontology annotation, biological process: oligosaccharide catabolic process; ganglioside catabolic process. The transcript has 4 exons.